CCACAACAACCGUAUCGCGUCAUGCCAGCACCUUGGCACAUUACGUGUGACUCGUGUGUCGCAAAUCUCACGCAUACAGUCCACAUCCAGUGCGUCGUGUGUCCAAGUUACGACUCCUGCGUGCAAUGUUGGGCCAAGGGCGCGGAGACUGGGACGGCUGCGGCCGCGGCGACGGGAUGUGAGGGCGGGAAUGAGGAGGUGAAGUCGCCUGUUGCGACUGGGAGGGGUCAUAAGAAGGAUCACGCGUAUCGGGUUAUCGAGGAACACGCGUUUCCUAUCUUUGAUGAGGACUGGGGAGCGGAUGAGGAGAAUAUGCUGAUCGAGGGAUGCGAACAGUUUGGAUUGGGAAACUGGCAAGAUGUGGCGGAUCAUAUAGGAUCGCGAACGAAAGAAGAAUGCGCCGACCACUACUAUAAAGUGUAUUUGGCGAGUGAUACGUGGCCACUACCGAACAUGAACCUACAAUUCCCACACGAUCCGAAAGAGUUCCGUCAGCGAAAGAGACGCCGCAUUGAACGCCUCCAAGCGCUCUCGAAACAACCGCUGCCACCACGCCCAAAGCCUAUGGCCUCCGUACCAGCUAUGCACGAGAUCCAGGGAUAUAUGCCCGCUCGUCUCGACUUUGAACACGAAUUCGAGAACGAAGCAGAAAUGUCCAUCAAAGACAUGCAGUUCGAAGACAAACUCGAAACCGAAGCCCCAGGCGACGUCGAUUUGAAGUUAGCAACACUCGAAAUCUACAACGCGCGCCUAACCCGCCGUGUCGAGCGUAAACGCGCAAUCCUCGAACAUGGGCUCCUGGAAUACAAAAAACUCCAGUCCAUUGAGAAGAAGAAGACGAAGGAAGAGAGGGAUGUCAUGAAUAAAGCAAAAGUGUUUGCGCGGUUGAUGACGAAGCAGGAUCAUGAGCAGUUUGUGGAUGGGUUGUUGGCUGAGCAUAAUUUGAGGAGGAGGAUUGCGGAGUUGCAGGAGUGGAGGAGGAAUGGGUUGACGACGGUUGAGCAGGGGAACAAGUAUGAGCUCGAUAAGCAACAAAGGGCUCUCGCUAUCCGUAACCCUGUUGGUCUCGGCCCAGCCGAUCGACUCGCGUCGCGCUACACCAACCCCCGCCGCGAUUCCAUGUCCAUGACCGAUGCAACACCACCACCAAUGUCAUACUCCCCCUCCCCACACCUCGCCGGAAUUCCACAACCGACCCCGAUCCCCAUGCACCCCGGUAUGCCCAUGUCCGCCGGCAAAGGCCCCCGCAAACCCCCGAACCCCCUCAACAUCUCAACAGCGGCAGACUACCACCUCCUCACCCCCUCCGAGCAAACACUCUGCUCGCAACUACGUAUCCUCCCCAAACCAUACCUGGUCAUCAAGGAGACCUUGUUCCGUGAGUUGUUGAGAACGGGAGGACAGUUGAAGAAGAGACAGGCGAGGGAGUUGAUCAAAAUUGAUGUGAACAAAACUGCGAGGAUUUUUGAUUUUUUGGUCAGUCAGAAUUGGGUUAAGGUGCCCGGGAGUAUGAGUGGGCCGCCGGCGCCUGGAGGGCCCCCGGGGAUGUCUGGGGCUGGUGCGGCUCCGGCUCCUGCUCCUGAGGCGAAGUAAAGUGAAGGAUAGAGAAACCUUUAUUAAUACUGGUGUUGUACGAUUAUAGUCCUGUUUACACUGUAUCAGAUAGGAUAGUGUUGAGCUUAACCAUUGAACGUAGGCAGGCCGAGGUUCAUGAAGGG
Molecule: messenger RNA, 1718 nt
Organism: Saitoella complicata NRRL Y-17804
Lineage: Eukaryota; Fungi; Ascomycota; Saitoellomycetes; Saitoellales; Saitoellaceae
Product: transcriptional adaptor 2
Exons: 4
Coding region: 22-1593 (523 amino acids)
Biological process (GO): regulation of transcription by RNA polymerase II; chromatin remodeling
Cellular component (GO): SAGA-type complex; nucleus
Molecular function (GO): chromatin binding; transcription coactivator activity; protein binding
Source: RefSeq, a predicted model, not a curated record